AAAGGGGUUCUGAAAGUUGCUGCUGGCUUUUGCCCUUUGCUUUGAACAAUCUUGUCUUUUUAUUUGACUGUUGUGUGGUCGCCGUUGUACAAAUGGCGAAAACUUCGGAGGCACUGGAUGUGCUUGCUGCGGAGGACAUGAAAGCAGAACGUUUCUCUGAUGCCAUCAGCAAGUACACAGAGCUGCUGGAAAAAGUUCCUGGAGAGAGUGUUAGGUGGUUCUGUGCUCGAGGUAAUGGUCAUCUCAAGAAGGGGUCAGCGACUGAAGCACUGGAAGAUGGAAAGAAAGCGAAAAGACUGGACGAAACCUCAGUGGAAGCCUGCAUUCUGUGUGGAAGGGAUCAAGAGAAACAAACCACGAAGGAGGACUCCUCUUACUCUGCCGUCACUCUGUGCUCACAAAGCAUUUAUCCCGGGGAUGAUCAGCUCUUGACUAUGGAGAAAGAAAUUUUGGAAGUCAAGUAUAAGAUACUGGAUGAUCCAGCUUAUUCGCUACAGACUCCCCCUAAGAAGAGAGAUGCACAGCUAGAGGGCCAGCUGGUGCAGGCAGCCUAUGAGUUUUUCACCGCAGAGAGACUCGAGGAAGCCUUGGAGUUGAUGUCAAAACUGAUAACAUUGGAUCCAAGAAAUUUGUUCUACAGAACUUUCAGAGCACAGAUUUAUUUCAACAUGAGUCAGUGGCCUAAAGUGAUUCAAGACUACUGGGUGAUUCCCAAAGCUCAGAGGAAAGCUGAAAUUUGGAAGCAAGGAGGGAAAGCUUUUGUGGAGCUGUGGCUUCCGGUUCUGGCCGAGUUCUGGCUGAGAAAAGCGACACAGCUGAGUGGAGGGAAAGACGAGGAGGCGGCCAUGUUGUUUCAGAAAGUCAGAGUGAGGCGUUUGUACGAGCCGUUGACGGAAGAUCAGCCCGUCCAAGUUGACUUCACGCAGUUUGGCAGAGCUGUAUUUGCAAAGGAGGAUAUCCCUGCUGGUGAGACCGUCAUGAUGGACAUCCCAAUGGUCAUAGCACAGUCGUUGUCAACUCGACACAUACCUGCAUGUGCCAACUGUGCCACCUCUCUCAUUUCACCGGAGAUCUACUUUGAGAAAAAACUGAAUUUAAUGGGCAAAGAGCAACAGGAGCUAAUUGAAGACCACUGGCCAAAAGUGUCGGAAAUUUGGUGUGAGCAUUGUGGAAAGGAGCGAUACUGCAGCAACAUCUGCAAAAAUGAGGCUUGGGAAGUUUAUCACCGAGUAAUCUGUCCGCGCUUCAACCCUGGAGCGGACACUCUCUACGCUGUGAUUGAACAAGGGGGCUUUGGCUACACGGCGGACGGCAAAUGGGAUGAGGUCUGGAAGGGUCACUUCAGUCCAAUGAUUCUGGUGAAAAUCUGGGCUAACAUCGCCUCCCAAGUGAGAACCAUGAUGGAGAAUGAUGGCGUGAAGGAACCCACCGUGGAACACUGGGCCAGAGCUAAGGCUCCUUAUCGCAGGUUCAUCGCCUUUGGUACAAUGCCUGCUAUGCAGCGUAUGCCGCAUGCCUUGCCAAUGUUCCAGGCUGCUUUUGCUGACUGUGGUGGGGGACUCAGUUACAAAAUCACUGAGGAUGAGUUUAACGGGCGCUACUACCAGGCUGCCUGCAACCUGCAGAGUUUCUCCUGCUCCAUCACCCCAUACCACCACUUUAUGAACAACAUCAAGGACGACUUGAGAGGGAUCGGAGUCCUCAAGCACUUAUCCGACCGUCCCCCAGAAGCGCAGUUUGCGGCACUGUGCCCACUCCAUGCCUGCAGCAACCACUCGUGUUUGAACAACGCAGAAGUCUGUGACUUAGACAUCAAUGGCCGUCCUGGUGUUCAGAUGAUUGCUCGCAGAGACAUCAAAAAAGGCGAGGAAAUAUUUAUCACCUACAUCGAUACCUCCAUGCCUAAGACACUGAGGAAAGCUUGGCUCUUCAAGUCGUUCAACUUCUGGUGUCAGUGUAAGCGAUGUCAGUUUGAGGGCGACACACCGUCGGAAUGCACACACUGCCUCAAGAAGGCACCAGAAGACAAGAAAUUUGCCGCUUGCGGCAAAUGUAAGAGGGCGUGGUACUGCGGAGCUGCGUGCCAGAAGGCUUCCUGGAAGAACGGACACAAGAUUGUCUGUCAGACUCCCCACUCGCAGGCAGUUUUUGAUACGUGAUUUUCCUGCUUGCUGCCCGUGGAUGUGUGCAGUGUUGCCCCGCCCCGUUUCCUGCUUCCCUCCACCCC
This is a messenger RNA of Aplysia californica (California sea hare), 2227 nucleotides long. RefSeq lists its product as uncharacterized. Lineage: Eukaryota; Metazoa; Mollusca; Gastropoda; Aplysiida; Aplysiidae. The record is from RefSeq and is a predicted model, not a curated record. Gene Ontology annotation, molecular function: protein binding.